UCCAGCAUUUGAUAAUCAAAUGAUGAAAUAAAUCAGUUCAAUUAAAUCACUGCCGAAUUUGGAAAAUUAUGAGAGAUAAUUGUAGAAGUCAUUGAGAUAUCAUUCUUUUCUGUUGAGCAUUGGAUAGUUUGUCUUGGGAUUCUUUUGAGGUUAGAAAACCCACACGAUUUUUUGGCAGUAGACCGGGACUCUUGGUGGAUAAUGCCAGGUUUUUUCCUGGUAGCAUACCAUGUUUUUUAACAUAUGUAAAAAUUUGUCAUUGACGAGAAUUCAACAAGUCGGCAGGAUUCUUUCAUCACAGACGAAGGAAGUAAUUCGUAGUUGUGAUGUGUGUUGUUAUAAUAAGGUACUUGGGGGAUCCAUCAAUGGGGUACCUCUCCAGAGGUAUUACAGCAUUGAUAGUAAAGAAGAUCCAGCACCAGAGAAUACUCUGCCACCCUUGGCUGGCAACUUGAUUAUGGUGCCUGGGAUUUUCAAGACAAUUUCGAGUACCUUCCAGCUUCAACGACAUCUGAAGAGAUUUGAUCCCUCGUUUGAAAUAUCGGAGUUUAUUGCAGCCUCGAAACAAGCAGUUGAAACAGUAUCCCAUUUGCUAAGCAAAGAAAACUACGAGGCGCUGGAGGAACUCGUGACUCCAGAUGUUAUCCAGCAAUUGAGACAAAAAAUUUGUACUCUAGCGCCAGCACAAAAAGAUCUCAUUGCUGUUAGAAAAGAAGAUAUUUAUGGACAGUUCCCUUACACCGUUCAAAUGCUCUACGAAGGAGAAGGAGACAACAAGAAGGCUUACGCUGAGAUACUCGUGGUGUAUUAUUCCCUCAGGGGUUUGAAAGAGUUGAUAGAAAAAAAUAUCAAUCCCCCAUUGCAAAUGGGACUGAUGCCGGAGUAUCGAGAUAAAAUAUUUCUCUUAAAUUAUAGAUUUAUCAAAGAUUUUACCAAUGGCACGGAUGAACCUUGGAUUGUUAAUUUGUGUAACCAAGUCAUGCUCCUGGCAUACAAAUAAUCAGCUCUUCAUAAUACUUACAAUCACCAAAAAUGGUAAUAAUUAGCGAUAAAUAACACUUCAAGAUUCGUCUGUUUAAUAAAUUGUAAAAUACAUUUUUGUUUGACAAAUA
This is a messenger RNA of Diachasmimorpha longicaudata, 1112 nucleotides long. RefSeq lists its product as uncharacterized. Gene Ontology annotation, biological process: protein insertion into mitochondrial inner membrane from matrix. Gene Ontology annotation, cellular component: mitochondrial inner membrane. Gene Ontology annotation, molecular function: ribosome binding. The record is from RefSeq and is a predicted model, not a curated record. Lineage: Eukaryota; Metazoa; Arthropoda; Insecta; Hymenoptera; Braconidae. The transcript has 4 exons. The coding region runs from base 230 to 1000 and encodes 256 amino acids.